UCCGAGGAGCACGCAAACGCGUCGCCAACGGUCCAGCUUGGAAAGCCAAGAUGGAGGACAACGCUUCAAAACAAAUGCCCGAAAACCUGGACGACCCUCCCAACAGCCGUCUGUUCGUGGUCACCAGUCGCUGUGUGACAGAAGACGAGCUUCGGGAGAGCUUCAGUAAGUUUGGGUACAUUCAGGGGGUCUGGCUGAUUAAAGACAAGCAGACAAAGGAGCCCAAAGGCAUCGCCUAUGUGAAGUUCGCCAAGUCGUCCCACGCCUGUUUGGCCAUGGAGGAAAUGCACGGGAAGGUGCUGGUGGAGGGGACUAAACCAAUAAAGGUGUUUAUUGCACAGUCGCGUCCAUCAUCGAGAAACAGAGACAUCGAGGACGAGGAGCUGACCAGGAUCUUCGUCAUGAUUCCCAAAGUCUUCACAGAGGAGGACCUCAAAAACACGUUCAAAGAGUACGGAGAUAUUGAGUACUGCGUCAUCAUCAAAAAUAAGUCCACAGGGGAGAGUAAGGGCCUGGGCUAUGUGCGGUACUUCAAGCCCUCUCAAGCUGCCCUCGCCAUAGAGAACUGUGACAAAUCGUACAGGGCCGUCCUGGCGGAACCUCGCAGCAAAAACAACUCGUCUGAAGACGCAGGACGAAGCCGGGGCGGAGACUACAGCUCUGCUGACCCACCUAACCAGUAUCCCAUCGCCUCCCCUGAUCAGGGAGGCUUCUCCAUGCUGGACUUCCGGCAGAGUGAAUUAACGCGCUCUCUGAUUUUGACCACCCGGGCCGCCCUCACUCAAGAGCAGAUUUUCGCCCUGUUUGACAUCAUCCCUGGCAUGGAGUACUGCGAGCUUCAGAGAGACUCCUACGGCAUGACCACAGGUCACGCUCUGAUUCGCUACAAUAAUCUGGGAUCAGCAGUUUAUGCCAAGGAGAAACUGGACUACUUCGAGUAUCCGCCUGGCAACAGACUUCAGUUGAUUUUUUAUGACGACGGAGAGAGCCCCGCAGGCCGGAUGGCCACCCAGAUGGUGACGGCUCAGAUCCACGGGUCGAUGUGGAAUGGAGCCUCCAGCAGCAAGAUGAUCAAACCUGCCCAGGGCUUCCCGUCGGCCUCGCCGGUGACCCGCAUCCAGACAGACGCCAACCUGCCUCCUCCGAAGAAGCUAGCCCCGUCUGACAGCAAAGCCAAGGAGCGGCUGUUUGUGGUGUUCAACCCCUCGCCCCUGCCGUACGACGUGCUGGAGGACGUCUUCUGUCGCUUUGGUUCCCUCAUCGAGGUCCAUUUAGUUCCCGGGAGGAAGGUUGGAUACAUGAAGUACGCUGACAAACAGAGUGCCACCGAGGCCAUGGCGCUGCUCCACGGUCGGACUGUCAACGGAGUCAAGCUGAAGGUGAUGCUGGCGGAUCCUCCCCGGGAGGAGUCUCACAAGCGUCUUCGUACCUACUAGGACGGCGGCUCGAGAGCAGGCGACUGUUGUCAUGACAAAACGACACCUGACCUGACAGACCGACAGACAGCAACGUCUCCUCCUGACCUCUGACCCGACCCCUUUGUCUGACCUGUAUGCCGUCUGUGAAGAAGUUUGGCUUUUCUGUGUUGAAUGAUGUCUGGCUUUGAUUCCCACCGAGGGGCAGAGCUGUGGAUGAUGAGGCGAUGAGCAGUGGCUGGUUUAGUGAGAGGUGGAAGCAGGGGCCUGUAGACUGAACUGUGAACCCAUUCUGAGCUCACCUAAAUGUGUUCUUUGAACCCAUCCUUUCCUUAAUAAAAACUACAUCAAGCUCUG
Messenger RNA from Fundulus heteroclitus (mummichog), 1772 nucleotides. RefSeq names its product RNA binding motif protein 45 (gene rbm45). The transcript is spliced from 11 exons. The record is from RefSeq and is a predicted model, not a curated record. Bases 51 to 1436 code for a protein of 461 amino acids. NCBI's taxonomy places the organism in Eukaryota, Metazoa, Chordata, Actinopteri, Cyprinodontiformes, Fundulidae. Gene Ontology annotation, molecular function: RNA binding.